Messenger RNA from Cantharellus anzutake, 651 nucleotides. RefSeq lists its product as uncharacterized. The coding region runs from base 1 to 651 and encodes 216 amino acids. Lineage: Eukaryota; Fungi; Basidiomycota; Agaricomycetes; Cantharellales; Hydnaceae. The transcript is spliced from 5 exons. The record is from RefSeq and is a predicted model, not a curated record.
AUGCUCAACGAAACCGUGUAUGAAGACGAUGUGAGGGCGAGGCUUAGCUCCAUAGGGAAGCAAAAUGUAGGAAGAAUUCUAAUAGAGGCUGGUAACCUGCCUAGUAUCCGAAUCCGAAUAACGGGGCAGGAAUCCCUUCAUUGGAAAUUGGAAGUCCCUUCAAGACUUCCUGCUACCGGAGUAGCAGCGGAGUUAGAUACCGGUCGCAAUGAAGAGACAGGGGUAUAUGGCAAACGAUGUGAAUCCGAUUGCGAGUUCAAGCCAAUCCUUCCAAGCGCGAACUUCCAGCUAGAAUACUGUAGAGAGUUAUCAGGAGUGCGCAUGUCACAGCUACUCUCUACUUGCUCCGUUGAUGCAAAGACGGGCCAGUGGACAGCGAUCAUACUGGGACUCCGGCCAGAUUCGGACUUGUGCAACCCCUGGCAGAAAGUCUUGAAAGAAUUUUUAACUGAUGCGGGACCCUACGCCAUACCAACAGUGGAGCUAGAACCAAUGAUGCUGCACAUAAGAAGGGGAGGGACGGAGUCUGCGAGGCUGGGAAGCGUAGCCUUAGUUGGGGGACUCGGCACCGCAACAUCAAUAUUAAUCAACGUGUUUAGGGUUUCGUACAUGCAAACUGUUCUCUAUGGCGCUUUCUUCUCCUCCCUCUAA